This is a messenger RNA of Bursaphelenchus xylophilus (pine wood nematode), 825 nucleotides long. The record is from the annotation of a GenBank genome assembly. NCBI's taxonomy places the organism in Eukaryota, Metazoa, Nematoda, Chromadorea, Rhabditida, Aphelenchoididae.
AUGCAAGGGAAGGUAGGGAGAGGAACGAGGAAGAGUAAGUUUUUUUCAUAAGUAAGCUUUUUUCAACUUCGUCCCGGUUUGGCUCACAAGGAGAGUACUUCUAUGGGGUAUGGAGUUACAGGUCGAGACAUAUAUCAAAAAAAUCGCAAAAUUUUUCUGAUUCAGAAUAUGUAAAAAUUAGCUGUCGACUUUUGGUUUGUAAGGGCGAAAAAUCCCACAGAACUUUUCUCGCAACACCACGCAAAUGCAUUUUUGGCCGAGUUUUUACCAAUUCAAAGGUUUUGUUUUGAGCUAGUCCACGAAAAUGGCCCUUUUUUACAUUGGAACUGCUAAUUAAGGAGAUGCCAGAUUUUACUUUAGUUCCAAACAAAGCUUUUGAAUGCGUAAAAACUUGGUCAAAAGGAGCAUUUUCAUGGUGUUGCGAGAAAAGUUCUGUGGCAUUUUUCGCCCUUACAAACCAAAAGUCGACAGCUAAUUUUUACAUAUUCUGAAUCAGAAAAAUUUUGCGUAUUUUUUGGUAUAUGACUCGACCUGUAACUCCAUACCCCGUAGAAGUACUUUCCUUGUGAAACAAGUGUUCACAGUAAAUAUAGCGAUUUUUCAGGCCGUAAAAGAGCAACGCACAGAGUGGAAAAAAGCUUCGUCUUCCAAGUGCCUUGGAAGUCGGCCCAGGCCAGGAUGAAGACCCCUCGAAAUGACUCCAGCUCUGAGGUUGGUCGUAAGUGCCUUGGAAGCCGGCCCGGGCCAGCAACGACUCUUCUAGCAGGAAUACGUCAGAUUCAGAUGACGACAGCAACGAUUCCAAUUAAAAAUGAUCGUAAUUGA